This is a messenger RNA of Eurypyga helias (sunbittern), 968 nucleotides long. Its product is annotated as transmembrane protease serine 6-like. Gene Ontology annotation, biological process: proteolysis. Lineage: Eukaryota; Metazoa; Chordata; Aves; Eurypygiformes; Eurypygidae. The record is from RefSeq and is a predicted model, not a curated record. The transcript is spliced from 6 exons. The annotation marks the transcript as partial. Gene Ontology annotation, molecular function: protein binding; serine-type endopeptidase activity.
UGUGCCCUGCGAAGUUCCAGUGCCGCGAAGACAGCACUUGCAUCGAGUUCAGCCGGGUCUGCAACUGGCAGCGGGACUGCGUCAACGGGAGCGACGAGGAGCAGUGCAGUGAAGGGGUCCCCUGUGGUCCUUUCACCUACCGCUGUGAGGAUGGGACCUGUGUGAAGAAACCCAACCCCCUGUGUGACACUACGGCCGACUGCAAGGACCUGUCCGACGAGAAGCACUGCGACUGUGGCCUGCAAGCCCCUCUCAGCAGGAUCGUGGGUGGUGCGAAUUCUGUGGAAGGGGAAUGGCCGUGGCAGGCCAGCCUGCAAGUUCGGGGACGCCACAUCUGCGGGGGAACACUCAUUGCUGACCGCUGGGUGGUCUCAGCCGCCCACUGCUUCCAGGAUGAGAGACUGGCCUCCGCCUCCAUCUGGACCGUUUACUUGGGCAAAUAUUUGCAAAAUGCCACCAGCCACACAGAGGUGUCCUUCAAGGUGAUCCGCCUCUUCCUCCACCCUUAUUACGAGGAGGACAGCCACGAUUAUGAUGUGGCCCUGCUCCAGCUGGACCAUCCUGUGAUCAUCUCGCCCCUAAUCCAGCCCAUCUGCUUGCCUGCUCCGUCUCACUUCUUUGAGCCUGGCCUUCAUUGCUGGGUCACCGGCUGGGGAGCCCUCAAGGAAGGCGGGCACAUCAGCAAUGUUCUGCAGAAGGUGGACGUGGAGCUCAUCCAGCAGGACAUCUGCAGCGAGGCCUAUCACUACAUGAUUUCUCCCAGGAUGCUGUGUGCUGGGUACCAGAAGGGCAAGAAAGAUGCCUGCCAGGGUGAUUCUGGAGGUCCGCUGGCCUGCAAGGAACCCAGUGGGAGGUGGUUUCUGGCCGGUUUGGUCAGCUGGGGAAUGGGAUGCGCACGUCCAAAUCACUAUGGAGUAUACACCAGGAUCACUCAAGUGCUGGGCUGGAUGAACCAAACCAUGAGCUGA